CAGUCAGUUGUCAAUGAGCCCUCCCAGACAGCGGAGCACUUGGUGGUCUCUUCUCUAGUGCUAGUUAGACGGACUUACAUCACUCAUAGCUGGAGAUGCCAAGGUGGUUAGUGUAUGGGGCAUGUGUUCUUUUCGCCACGGCACUUGCACUUGACGAGUCAGUUAAUAAUAACCUCAACGACAAUGAGCAAGAUCCGGAUGCGGAUCUACAUUUGCCCAGCGAAGUUCAAAAGGCCGUUUGCACCGUAAAUGCGGGCGAGGUCAAAGCAUCCGCCGAAGCGGUGACAACCAAAACUUUAAAGGGUGUCUGUGGUUCGGAUGAAAUGAAUCGAGCCUUUCGCAAUCUGGAGGAGAAACUUUAUGGGGAAUUGCGUGAGAUCAAAGAGCUGCUGCUGAAGUUGAUCGAGAUGGAAGAACAGCCAGAUAGUAACUCUAUUCCAUUGACUCCAACGCUGGAUGAGACACCAAUUGUAAAGGUGCCUCUCUCGCUAAAAAAAAUCAAGUUUGAGCAGAUUACGAUGAAACCACCAAGUCAGGAAAACAAUGCAAAGAAGCAACCCAAGCUAAAACAAUUGGAUAUUACAGCAGAGCGGGAGGCAGAGAUUGGCAGAUUUAAUAACACAAUGCUGGCGGAUCAGGACUUUCAAUUAUUUACCUAUUAUUGGAAGUUGGAGAACUUUACGGAUCACAUUUCCGAUGCCUCAACCAAAACCAUCAACAGUCCCAAAUUCAGCAUAAGAGGCAAGACACUGCAGUUGAAGUGCACAUUUCAGCAUAUGCACCGCGAGAUGAUCAAUUUGCAGCUGGCAUUGGCGUAUCCAUCUCAUGAUCAUGCCAGUGGCAAGGAGAACAAUAUUAUGCUGGACAUGGGCGGACAGUGGAAGCAAUUGAAAUGGACCGAGCACGUGGCGUUCAAACACAAGAUAUCGCUAUUGAAUCAGAAUCCGAGCCAUCGGCGAACGCAGGACCUCAGCUCACAGGAGCUAACGAAACUCGAUAUGGGAUUUUCCAUACCAAAUAGUGCGAUUGUAGGCAGCAAUUAUGUGAGACACAAUUCGCUACUAAUACAAAUUAUUUUAUAUUUGUGA
This is a messenger RNA of Drosophila grimshawi, 1088 nucleotides long. RefSeq lists its product as uncharacterized. NCBI's taxonomy places the organism in Eukaryota, Metazoa, Arthropoda, Insecta, Diptera, Drosophilidae. Gene Ontology annotation, molecular function: protein binding. The transcript is spliced from 3 exons. The record is from RefSeq and is a predicted model, not a curated record. The coding region runs from base 96 to 1088 and encodes 330 amino acids.